This is a messenger RNA of Eurytemora carolleeae, 802 nucleotides long. RefSeq lists its product as uncharacterized. Bases 68 to 802 code for a protein of 244 amino acids. The record is from RefSeq and is a predicted model, not a curated record. The transcript is spliced from 9 exons. NCBI's taxonomy places the organism in Eukaryota, Metazoa, Arthropoda, Copepoda, Calanoida, Temoridae.
ACAAACACUUGUAUCUCGGCAGAUAACCGUAGAUCUAAACAAACCUCCAGGUUCUGCUGAGGGCAGGAUGGAUCCAGCUCCAGGUACUCGUAGACCAGAGGAACCUGGAGCACAUGAACAGGGUUCAAAACCCUCUACAGCUACUCCUAGACGACCUGUCCUGAGAGGACCAACAAUCCAGGCUAAAAGAGAUGAAACACCAAGGUUGGAAAAGACUGACUCAAAACAGAAACAAAAACAAUCCUUGGACCAGGAUGAAGGGAGGGGGAAUAGGUCUGAAAGAGUGAAGACUAAAGAAGAAGAAGAAGAAGGAAAGAAACCGAUUUCAGAGGAGAAGAACACCGGAGGGAAGAAAAAGAAGAAGAAGCAGAAUAAAGGAAAAGCUGAAGGAUCACUUAUCUUGAAGCUUGAAGAUCCGGAGAUAACUCAGGUGGGUGCAGACGACUGUAUAAAAGUUCCAGAGGAGGAUGAAGAGGAGGAAUGUUUGACUCCGCCAAGAAGAGAAUUUGAGAACCCUGUUCAUAGGCGUGCUCUGGUGUCCCUGGAAAAACAGCUGGAUUUAGAGAAACCCCUGAGUAACCUAGACUUAUCAGGUGUUCCACAUAUUUUGGCAGUUAAAGGAAAACCUCAAGGAAUAGGGAGGCUGAGUGAAACUGAGGAUCAAGUAAUAUCCGAGGUUAGAGUAUCCUCUAAACGAUCCUUCUCUGCUGUAGAUGAGGAGAUUAGAACCUUGAUCUCAGAAAUCGAACCAGCGCCAGGUACAGUACAGCAUAUACAGAUAUUUAUAUAUUUAAUGAUCUAG